Molecule: messenger RNA, 1812 nt
Organism: Rhodotorula toruloides NP11
Lineage: Eukaryota; Fungi; Basidiomycota; Microbotryomycetes; Sporidiobolales; Sporidiobolaceae
Product: ATP-binding cassette, sub-family E, member 1
Exons: 13
Coding region: 1-1812 (603 amino acids)
Biological process (GO): translational initiation; ribosomal subunit export from nucleus; translational termination
Molecular function (GO): ATP binding; ribosomal small subunit binding; iron ion binding
Source: RefSeq, a predicted model, not a curated record
AUGAGCGACAAGUUGACGAGGAUUGCGUUGGUCAACCCCGACCGAUGCAAGCCGAAGAAGUGCAGGCAGGAGUGCAAGAAGUCGUGCCCGGUCGUGCGAAUGGGCAAGCUGUGUAUCGAGGUCGACCCGUCGUCCAAGAUUGCGUUCAUCUCAGAGGAAUUGUGCAUUGGUUGCGGUAUCUGCCCGAAAAAGUGCCCGUUCGAGGCCAUCAACAUCAUCAACCUGCCGACCAACCUCGAGUCGCAAGUGACGCACCGGUACUCUGCCAACUCGUUCAAGCUCCACCGUCUCCCCACCCCUCGUCCGGGUCAGGUCCUCGGACUCGUCGGCACGAACGGUAUCGGCAAGUCUACGGCGCUCAAGAUCCUCUCGGGCAAGGUCAAGCCCAACCUUGGCAGGUUCGACAACCCGCCCGACUGGCAAGAGAUCCUGCGGUACUUCCGCGGAUCCGAGUUGCAGAACUACUUUACGAAGGUCCUCGAGGACAACUUGAAGCCGCUCAUCAAGCCUCAGUAUGUCGACCACAUCCCGCGCGCCAUCAAGGGGUCCCAGACCGUCAAGCAGAUGCUCGACUCGAAGCUCGAGCUGGACAACCUCGACGACGUCAUUCGCGACCUCGACCUGGACGUCGUCCUCGACCGUGAAAUCAGCCAGCUGUCUGGAGGAGAGCUCCAGCGGUUCGCUAUCGGCAUGUCGUGUGUCCAGAACGCCGAUGUCUACAUGUUUGACGAGCCGUCGUCGUACCUCGACGUCAAGCAGCGUCUCAACGCCGCGCGCAUCAUCCGCUCCCUCCUCCGCCCCGACAACUAUGUCAUCGCCGUCGAGCACGACCUGUCCGUCGCCGACUACCUCUCCGACUUUAUCUGCUGCCUGUACGGCAUGCCCUCGAUGUACGGCGUCGUCACCAUGCCCUUCUCGGUCCGGGAAGGCAUCAACAUCUUCCUCGACGGCAAGAUCCCGACCGAGAACCUGCGCUUCCGCGAGGAGUCGCUCACCUUCAAGAUCGCCGAUGCGCAGGAGGAAGUCAUUGCGGAAAAGUCGCGCAGGUACACGUACCCCGCCAUGACCAAGACCCAGGGCAACUUCAAGCUCAACCUCGACGCUGGCUCGUUCACCGACUCGGAGAUCAUCGUCCUCCUCGGCGAGAACGGCACGGGCAAGACGACGUUCGUCAAGCUCCUCGCCGGCAAGCUCAAGCCCGACAACGAGAAGGACGAGCAGCACUUCUCCGUCUCGCUCAAGCCGCAGACGAUCGCGCCCAAGUUCCCCGGAACCGUUCGCGAGCUCCUCCUCAAGCAGAUCCGCGCCGCGUUCAUGCACCCGCAGUUCAACACGGACGUCCUCAAGCCCAUGAACCUCGAAAACAUCAUGGACCAGUACGUCACCACCCUCUCCGGCGGUGAGCUGCAGCGUGUCGCCAUCGUCCUCGCACUCGGAAAGCCCGCCGACAUCUACCUCAUCGACGAGCCCUCGGCCUACCUCGACUCGGAGCAGCGUAUUCUCGCCGCGAGGGUCAUUAAGCGGUACAUCCUUCACGCCAAGAAGACUGCGUUCAUCGUCGAGCACGACAUCGUCAUGGCGACCUACCUCGCCGACCGCGUCGUCGUCUACUCGGGCACGCCCUCGGUCGAAUCGUUCGCGACCGCGCCCGAGAGUCUCCUUACCGGCAUGAACAAGUUCUUGAAGUCGCUCGAGAUCACCUUCCGACGAGACCCGACCAAUUUCCGCCCCCGUAUCAACAAGCUUGGCAGUCAGCUCGACACAGAGCAGAAGCUCGCGGGCAAGUUCUUCUUCACCGACGCGCAAAUCUAG